This is a messenger RNA of Prorocentrum cordatum, 1413 nucleotides long. The record is from the annotation of a GenBank genome assembly. Lineage: Eukaryota; Dinophyceae; Prorocentrales; Prorocentraceae.
AUGAUGCCGGAAAGCAUUGAUCCGUAUUUUUCCUACGAGGCGGUGUAUUCCGCAGACGGAAAUUAUUCCCACGAGUGGGACGGAUACCUGCCCAGUGUGGUCGAUAUGUUGUCGCAAGAGAUGGGUUUCUCUUACGAGUUCGUCUCAGACUGGUACGACCCGAUUGCUUCCUUCUGGACACCUCUUGUAUCAGGCGCCGCCGACGUAGUCAUGGUCGCAUUGUCGGAGCGAAUCGCGCACCUAUCCAUUGUGGGCGACUCUGUCGCGAUCAGCCAGCCCUUCUUCAGCUCGGACAACACAGCGCUGGUCUUGAAGACUAAGAAGGACAUGGGCCUCUGGCGUCUGUUCGAGCCUUUCACACCGAGCCUCUGGAUAGCAGUGGCUUGCAAUGUCUUCCUCGUGGGCAUGACAAUCAACCUUCUCGAAGGUUUAAGCAGUGGGCGGUUGAAGGGGGCCAUCACGCCCGAUGCCGUUGCCCAGUCGCACUACCACGCCUGGAUCGCGCUUUUGGGGGGCGAGGAUUACGAGUGGGUCAGCUGGCCUGGACGCUGUCUCCGCCUGGGCCUCCUGUUCCUAGUGUUGAUCGUGAUCAGCACGUAUACUGCGAACCUCGCAGCGUUCUUCACGACGCCAGUGUACGAUGUUCAUGGGCCUACGGAUUUGGAGUCGCUGAAAAGUGCGGUCGCUUGCACGAUCUGGCCCAAUGACUAUCACGCUUUCAAAGAUUUCGCAAGCGAUGUCAUAUACCCAGACUACAACCUGCCCAACAACGAAAAGAAGCAAUGGUGCCACGACGCCCUGAAGGACGGGCGCGCGCAAGUAUGGUUCGACGACAAUGCCGCCCAGAACGCCUACUUGCUGAAGCACUGCUCAGAUCUGUCGCUUGUGCCAGCCAUUAGCCUGAAGCCGAUGAACGUGGGUUUUGCGAUGAAUGUCACCAGCCGGGCCCUGGUCUCAAAAAUGAGCGCCGCACUGGUGCAUCUGGAGCAGCAGCCUCCGAUUAAAAACCUCCAGCAGGAUCUGUUCGGCUGGGGCAGGGUGUGUCCGACCGCUGUCGAGACCGACACCAGCACUGUCCCGGUCUCCUUCGAGAGCCUGGGCGGUGCCUUCCUCAUCUCUGGGUCUCUCGGCCUCCUGGCCAUCCUGGUGUCCCUCGCCUCCUGCGCGAGGAAGACCUACACGGGCGAGAAGGUGCAGGAGAACCGCACGGCGACUGAGGGCGAGAUGCUCCGGAGCCUCCUGAGGAAGGUGGGUGACCUGGAGAGGAGCCGGGGUCGCCCCUCCUGGGCCGAGGACGGGGUAGGCGUCGACCUCCUGAGGGAGACGGCGGACCUGGAUCGGGGCCACGGCGGGAAGGAGGGAGCCGCGAAGGGUAUCUCUGUCGUGGGGGUCAUGGCCGACAGUGGCGACUAG